UGGAUUGUCUUGUUCGCAUCAAAGCAAAGAACUGUGAGGCCAGUAAACAUGGCUCGCAGGGUUCAACUUCUCGCGCUGCUGCUUUUGUGCGCCCUGUCUCUAGCUUAUGCCGCUAAGAAGUCCAAAGACGUAAAGGAGCUGCAGAUCGGUGUUAAGUUCAAGCCUGAGAAAUGUGAGCGGACGACACGCAAUGGAGACACCGUGCACGUGCAUUAUACGGGCACCCUGACUGACGGCACCAAGUUCGACAGCUCCGUGGACAGGGGAACACCCUUCGUUUUCACGCUGGGCGAGGGACGGGUCAUCAAGGGUUGGGACCAGGGCCUCCUGGGCAUGUGCAUUGGCGAGAAGCGCAAGUUGAAGAUCCCCAGCCACCUGGGCUACGGAGACAGCGGCUCGCCACCAAAAAUCCCCGGCGGUGCCACCCUCAUCUUUGAUGUCGAGCUCAUGAAGGUCGGCUCGUAAGCGGUGGAUGAGGGAGGAGCGGUGGUGGAUGUGGGAGAAGGAAGCAAAGCACAUGCCAGCUCGGCAGCAACAGCAGCAGCGGCGGCAGUAGCAUCAGCCCUCCACAAGAGGCAGGACGGCGGAAACAGCAGCGGCGGCAGUAGCUGUGCACAUAUCUGGUCGACUAGUGGCCGCAGCCCGACGCGACGCGAUGUUACAGAUGGCAUGCUGGACUUCCACUCCGCCCCUCGGCAACAGCCCUUGGCAUGCAUGCAGUGGGCGGCGGUAGUAGAUGUGGGCGGCGACCAUGUGGGGCUUAUCCAUGGGCGGCAAUAGUCCCGUGAUAUGCCCGUAUGUACGACAGGUGUAUUCCACAACAAACGAUGUGGUUGGGCGUGCUGUGCUCCCUCGAGGUUGUUGCGUUUACGUCUGCAUCGCUGCCUAACAAUGACAGACGCCGCUUGGUGUUGGCGCUGCUGUCUGGGGGGGGGGCCGCUAUGAGAAGGGAAUGAUGAAGGGCAUCGUCCUCGUUUCUCUAUUUCCCUGUUCCCCGUCCGUCCGUGAACCCGUCCAUCCAGUCGCCCGUCGAGGGGCGGAUGUAGGAUUAAGGGGGGGAAGUCGCGUCCGCUGUGGUGCUGCGCGUUUUGUGCUGAAGGGUCUCGGAGCCGAAUGGUAUCGGAGCUGGUACUUACAGGUGCAGAUGUCUGCAGUGGGGUGGGGAUGGGGGGCAAGUGGAUAGUGCUACUAUUACUAUUAUCGGGCGCCUUGCAGGACAAUUAUUCCGGACCCAGUCGGUGCUGUCGCCGCAGCCGCCGCCCAUCCCACGCUGCUCUGUGCUAUUGCUGCUGCUGUAGGGUGCGAUAAAAGAAGGGCAAUCCGUCAUAUCUGAAAGGUCUGUAAUGAAAUAUGAAUC
Molecule: messenger RNA, 1357 nt
Organism: Volvox carteri f. nagariensis
Lineage: Eukaryota; Viridiplantae; Chlorophyta; Chlorophyceae; Chlamydomonadales; Volvocaceae
Exons: 6
Coding region: 49-465 (138 amino acids)
Biological process (GO): protein peptidyl-prolyl isomerization
Molecular function (GO): peptidyl-prolyl cis-trans isomerase activity
Source: RefSeq, a predicted model, not a curated record